Fusarium proliferatum ET1 is the source of this 1989-nucleotide messenger RNA. RefSeq lists its product as uncharacterized. The transcript has a single exon. The record is from RefSeq and is a predicted model, not a curated record. The coding region runs from base 1 to 1989 and encodes 662 amino acids. Lineage: Eukaryota; Fungi; Ascomycota; Sordariomycetes; Hypocreales; Nectriaceae.
AUGUCUCGAUCAAACCUCCCACUCAAUGGCCCCUUUCACCACGAGGAAAUUCCUCGUAGGGACAUUGCCUCCGUCAAGGUCAAGCUGGCCAGGGCGAGGUACCUCGUGACUGACAUGACGCAGAAUGCGCCGACCGGUAGUGAUGACGCUGCCGAGGCCGGAUAUCAUUCCGAGAACCGUAGCCGUAGUGAAACUAUGAUGCUGGCAAAGGAAUGUCAAGCCAUCGUUGAGGCUUCCCGGUCCUUGCAGGCCGAGACUGAUCAGAAUAUCACGGCCAUAAGAGACAUCCAAAGGGUCAGGGCAACGCAGGCUUCUUUGACAAACUCCCCUGGUCAUCUGCGUCGAGAAGCAGCAGCUCAGGUCCUCAAGCAUUUGACAGGCUCCAGAGACGGACUCCGCAGCCUGAUCCGGCAGGUUGCUUCAGAUGCAAGUCCUGAGGUCAGAGAUGCGGUCACUGAGGCUCUCGCUCGGGCCACAGACUCGCAGGCUGAGAGGUGGAUCACUGGAGCACAGCAAGCGCCAGAGGUCGCUACCCUCCAGCAGACAAUUAAGGACAAAGAUACCGAGUUGUCUCUUCUAAAGGGGGAGAUUGAGACGAAGAGGAAAGCCAACUUCGCAUUCCAGCGCGAUCGUCAUCAAGCUGAGACUAACCUCAUAAGUGAAAAGGCCAAGGUUGCUGCUUUCGAGAAGCAGCUCAAGCGCACUAAGGAACAAUUAGAUAGUGCCCAGGAGAGGAUCGGAGCCUUGGAAGAGGAGCUCCGCCUUGCCAAGUUGAGCGGGGAUUGGUACCAGAGCCAGGCAGAACUUCUUCAUGAGGCUCACAGGGAUGCCGAGGAUGAGAAGGAGACCCUGGCAUUUCACCUGUCUCAACAUAACCAGAGUGUAGCCAAUCUGAGGCAGCAGCUCGCUUCCGAUGCCCAGCAUGCUCAGGCGGAGCAGGCUUUAAUGGAGACAGAGUUAGAGAACUCCAUUUCCAAGCUAGAAGCUGCUAAGACGGAAACCAAAGACGUCACUCAAAGGCUGGACCGAGCCGAAAGGCGCCUUGCAUAUGUUGAGGUUGAGCUGACUACGGCGCAAAAAGACCUUGCGUCCUCUAGGCAAGAGAUUGACGACGCUGCAAUAGCUCGUACUGGACUUGAGAAGAAGAUCUCCAAACAAAGGGCAUCGCUGGUAAGUCAGGCCACGGAGAUCGGACAGCUAAAUAGCCUCAUCACAGCUAGAGGCGAGACUAUUGAUAGCCAAAUCGAUCAGGCCUCCGUCUUUCUCCGUCGCAUGUCUCUGGAUAUGGAGUCAGACAUUUGGCGCCGCGUAGCUGAGGGGGUACUUACCGACUCUACUGUGGCUCCGGCAGCCCCUAUCCCAUGGCAGCCAUGGAGAGUUCUUCCAUCGUGGUCGCAUGAUGAGGCCCUGGACGUCCAAGAGGAUGACAGGAGUAUCCACUCUCUGGCGGUGGAUAUCGCUGCCAUCAUGAAGGUCCCAUCUGCACCAGCAGAGCCCCUAUUGAGCCGUCUUCAAUCUCUGCAGGAUUUGAUGGUAGAUAAGUCUCCGCUGGUGCCGACUGUUUCCCAGAUACUUCUGGAGUCGCUGGCUGGAGCAGUGGGAGACGAGCGCCUUCAUCUGAUGCACCAUGUGCUUGUUUGCCAGAUCGCCAUUCUCUUGUGUGGGAACGGCGUUGAGCUAAAUGAGGUCAUUCUGGAUCCACGAGCCACCGCUUUGGUGAGUGCCUUGGGGGCAUGGGAUCCAGAAUCAGGUCCCGUCCUCAAUUUGGCCUGUUCUCUUUCUUACCCAGAAGUCGCUCUGGUGGGGUUCAACCACAGCCCUCGAGGCAUUAUCGCUGCCAGCCCUCUGAACCGGGAGCUUCUGUGGGUUGAUGAGGCUCAAAUUGAUAACACGCUUACGCAUAUAGAACUUUCUUCAGAGAAAGUUGGCACUAUAGCACUACCUCUCGAUACAAGGGAGAGACAGUUGUGGGCCGUUGCUCAUUUGUAG